This is a messenger RNA of Alligator mississippiensis (American alligator), 2113 nucleotides long. RefSeq names its product CCAAT enhancer binding protein gamma (gene CEBPG). The record is from RefSeq and is a predicted model, not a curated record. The coding region runs from base 218 to 670 and encodes 150 amino acids. The transcript has 2 exons. Gene Ontology annotation, molecular function: RNA polymerase II cis-regulatory region sequence-specific DNA binding; DNA-binding transcription factor activity, RNA polymerase II-specific. Lineage: Eukaryota; Metazoa; Chordata; Crocodylia; Alligatoridae. Gene Ontology annotation, biological process: DNA-templated transcription; regulation of transcription by RNA polymerase II.
GCCUUCACUCAACACUUUCGCGAGCGAGGCUCGGGCCCGGCCCGCGCCCCCUCCGCGGCCCGGCCCCGGCCCCGGUCCCGGCGCGGCGCGGCGCGGCCAGGUUCAACUUGCCCUUAAUCCAUGUGAAGACUCACUGGCAACAUAAUCUGGAAACUACUAACAGUUUUCACCAUCUGUAACAAAUUGUAUUGUGGUGUUAAAAGAAGAUUCUGUCCAAAUGAGCAAGGCAUCACAACAGAACGCCACUACGGAAGCAAACGGGAUAAGUGUGAUUCACACACCAGCAAACACCAGCGGUUUGCAGCAGGUUCCUCAGCUGGUGCCCGUUAGCCCUGGUGGUGGAGGCAAAGCCUUGCCUCCAAGCAAGCAGGGCAAAAAGAAUUCCUUUGUGGAUAGAAACAGUGAUGAAUACCGCCAGCGCCGAGAGCGCAACAACAUGGCAGUGAAAAAGAGCCGGUUAAAAAGCAAGCAGAAGGCACAAGAUACGCUGCAGAGGGUUAACCAGUUGAAAGAAGAAAAUGAACGUUUGGAGGCAAAAAUUAAGCUCCUGACCAAGGAGCUAAGUGUACUUAAAGACUUGUUUCUUGAGCAUGCACACAAUCUGGCAGACAAUGUGCAACCUAUUGGCACAGAAACCACCACCACAAAUCCAGAAAGCGGUGGACAGUAGGCACACUACCCCCAAACUGAUGGACUGAACACUAGAGGGGCAGCCUGCCUGCCCCUCUCCUGCAGGAGCAGAGAAGGAGCUUUGUUCUGACUUUUAACCAUCACUUUUUGGGGAUUUUGGGGUUUUUUAGGUUUAACACUGAAAGUUUGAUACAAUUGAAAUACAAAUGGCUUUGAGUACUUUGUAUAAUUUGUUGAAUAUUUUCUUCUCAUAGGUUUGGCUAACAAGAAAAAAUGACCUAAAUUGACAAAACAACAGAGAUUUUAAUGUUAGUUAGUGAAAUUAAAUUUCCACAGAAAUGUACACUGACCUUCUGAUUUUGCAUAUAGAAAGGAGUACAGCUGAACAGUUUUAUUGUAAAAUAGAUAACUGAAAAUUGGAGGAAAUUUCUGUUAAAUAUCCUUUAAAUAUAUUUCAGUGUCUGCUGUUUCUCUAUUGUGUAUACAAAACUUCAGAAGGCUAUAGACUAAGUAUGCCUUCUUAUCUGGUGGACUGCAAUCCCUGUUCAGUAAAAUUCAGGUCUUUCUUAUUAUCCUUUCGUAGUUGAUGGGGAGUGCCUAGUAACAGUGCCUAGUAAUAGUGAGCCAAGGUGCUUACUAAUGUUUUCUAAAGACUACUACAUUUUUUGUGAGACAUAACAAUGUAUUAUGACAUGACUGACAUGCACACGACUGGUUCACAAACUGUCAAUGUUUCUCAAGAAGCAUCAUGUAUGAAAGAAAGUUGAACAUUUUAUUUAUAAGUCUUUUAAAGCUUAUGUUCAACAUGCUAGCAUUGUUUGCGUAGCAACUUGGUGUCCUUAAAGUAUCAUACGUUGGUUUCUAGAACAUAGAUGAAUAUGAUAAAAUAACUGUUCUCUUGCAGGUGUCUGAGAAUCUAACAUAUAGUUUGGCUAAGCAAGGGAAGGGCUGGGGCAAAACAUUGGCUCAGUCAAAAUAUAUAGACUUGCACCUUAACAUCUGAUUUAUAUAGCUGUUCAGUUUAACAGCUGAUACCUUGCAGAGAUCCAAUGUAAUAAAAAACAAAUGCCCCUAGUUUGAAUAUGUGAUUCAGCAGAAUUUCUAUAGUUGUGUGAAGGAUGAUCUUCAAUCUUAUUUUGAUAAAACUUUUUCUAUAGAAGACUUUUUCAAAACCCACUCCCUUACCAUGACCCAUAAUGCAGUGGUAUGUAUUAUACUGAGGAUUUAAAUAAUAAAAGUCAAGCAGGAACUUUGAUGUAACCUUAAUUUAUUUUCAUUUUUUAAUAUUUCACUUAUGUUUGUUUUACAUAUAACCUGUGUGUCUGGCUAGUGAAUUGUUACCCUGUUUUACUUUCCCUCCCACAUCGCCUUUUUCUGAACAUGACUGUAGUAUGCUCACGUGUACUGUAUAUGUAUUUAGGAAAACAACUUGGGUAAAAUCUGUUAAGAUGCUAAGUUAGAAAAUAAAAACUUCCAAAAAAUU